CUCCACCCAGCAGCUCCCAGCCCCCUGGAAGCCUCCUCUCCUGCCUCGACUUCCCCUGGGCACCGCACCCCCUCCCACCCUCCACAGCCGGCAGGAUGGUGUCCUGGGUGAUCUCCCGAUUGGUGGUGCUGGUAUUUGGAAUGCUGUAUCCUGCCUACGCCUCCUAUAAAGCUGUGAAGAGUAAGAAUAUCCGGGAAUAUGUCCGAUGGAUGAUGUACUGGAUUGUCUUUGCCUUCUUUAUGACAGUAGAGACCUUCACGGACAUCUUCAUUUCCUGGUUCCCUUUCUAUUAUGAGAUCAAGAUGGCAUUUGUGGUGUGCCUCUCCCCUUAUACCAAGGGUGCCAGCCUGCUUUAUAGGAAGUUUAUCCAUCCAGCCCUUUCCUACCGGGAAAAGGAGAUCGACUCAUACAUCGUGCAGGCGAAGGAGCGGAGCUACGAGACAGUGCUGAGCUUUGGGAAGCGAGGUCUUAACAUCGCUGCCACUGCCGCAGUGCAGGCAGCUGCCAAGAGUCAGGGUGCCCUCGCUGGUAGGCUUCGGAGCUUCUCCAUGCAGGACCUGAGCACCAUCCCUGAUAAUCCUGCUCCAUCCUAUCAGGAUCCCCUCUACCUGGAGGACCAGGAUUUGCACAGGAGACCACCCAUUAGGUACCGUCCUGGGGGCCUCCAGGACAGUGACACUGAAGAUGAGUGUUGGUCUGAUUCCCAGACAAAGGCCCACACCCUUCCCCGUCCAAGGGAGAAGCCCUUGGUACGGAGCCAGAGCCUCCGAAUCGGCAAGAGGAAGCCCCUUGUGAGAGAGGGCACCUCACGCUCCCUGAAGUCUCGAACUCGGAAGAAGGCAGCCCCAUCAGACCUGGACAGCUAGUGCCAGUCUGUUCCCAUUCCGCUUCUACCUCCAGCGACCUUGUCCCUUCUCUGACACCCUCCUCUCUUGAUGUGGAGGGGAGGUUUGAGGAGAGGAUGUUGGGUCUGUGGACACUGGAAAAGGCAGAAAUGCCCCUUUUUUGUGAUGGUUUUCCUCUCUUCCCAUAUGAUCUCUCCUUACCUCAAUGCCCUCUCCCUCACUAACAUCCUCUGCUCAUCUAAGUGCCUAUGCUGGACUCAAGAGGGUCCUAGUCCCCUAACCUGCCAGCCUGGACUGCUUGCCUGAGAAACCCUGCACUCAGCCCUGACCAGCACCUACUCCUGGCUCAGGGGUGGGGAUGGGGGUCACAUGUUCUUAGACCAAGUUGCCAUUGCCCAGUUUCUCUUUUUGUUAUGCCAAAGUAAUCCCUCCUUCAUGCUUUGACCUGAGGGUUAUUUAUUGCCCAUCUUUUCUUUUUUUCUGGCAUCAUCUUUUACCCCUAACCCUUAAUGGUUAGGAGGUAGGGGGAGCCUUAAUUCCUGUUUGCCAACUCUUUUACCCUCCAUCCCAGGCCCAGCUUUGAUCAUUCCAUCUCCUUUCCCAUGUUACUUGACAGGCCUCUUCUGGGGGUUAUAUGUAUGUAUGUGUAUAUGUUUGUAUGUGUGUAUAUGUGUGUUGGUUGGUGUAUGACCAAGUUUGUAAUGGUUUUGAUAAAUAAAUACAUGGAAUUUUCUCUUC
Phascolarctos cinereus (koala) is the source of this 1583-nucleotide messenger RNA. The record is from RefSeq and is a predicted model, not a curated record. NCBI's taxonomy places the organism in Eukaryota, Metazoa, Chordata, Mammalia, Diprotodontia, Phascolarctidae.